GGCGGGGCCCCUGCAGCUCGGGGAUGUGCAUGAGACGGAGUGAAAGUUUGGAGAGAGACAGCUGAGCUGCUUCCAGCCCGUUGGUGCAGGAGCUGCAGGACUUUCAGGGCAGGAGAACAGCGACAAGAAAACAUGCCAACCAAAAUGCUGACCACCAACUACCUGCCUUGCUGCACAGUCAUCCUAUCAGUGCUAUUAAAGCUGACCCUUGCCCAGUACGAGCACCUCGGCUACCCGCCGGGCUACCCGGACCCGGAGCAGGAACAGUACUCAGCCCCACAGCUAACACCAGACACACCCAGGAUCCAGCUCCGAUUGGCCGGAGAUAAGAGGAAGCACAACGAGGGCCGCGUGGAGGUUUUCUACAAUGGCGAGUGGGGAACUGUGUGCGAUGACGACUUCACUAUCCACUCCGCUCAGGUGGUGUGUCGGGAGCUGGGCUACCUGGAAGCCAUCUCAUGGUCUCCUUCCUCGAAAUAUGGGAAAGGAACAGGACGCAUCUGGUUCGACAAUCUCCACUGCACCGGCAAAGAGAGGACCUUGUCGCUGUGUCCGUCCAACGGGAUCGGCGUCUCAGACUGCAAGCACAGCGAAGAUGUAGGUGUGGUGUGCAGCGACAAGAGGAUUCCAGGAUUUAGAUUUGUCAACACCUUGCCCAACCAUGUGGAGAACAUUGAUAUUCAAGUGGAGGAUGCGCGCAUACGACCGAUCCUGUCAUCGUACCGCAAGCGUAUCCCUGUUACAGAGGGCUACGUGGAGGUGAAGGACGGGGGGAAAUGGAAGCAGAUCUGUAACAAUGAGUGGACCCAGUUUAACAGCAGAGUCAUCUGCGGCAUGUUUGGCUUCCCCGGGGAGAGGAAGUACAACGCCAGAGUCUACAAAAUGUUUGCUCGCAGGAGAAAACCCACAUACUGGGACUUCGCGGUCAACUGCACUGGCAACGAAGCCCAUUUGUCUAACUGUAAACUGGGCCAGGCUACGACCCUGAAGACCAAUGGCUCCUGUACGGAUGGGUUGCCUGUGGUGGUGAGCUGCGUGCCUGGCCGAGCCUUCGCACCUGCGUCCAUGACGGGAUUCAGGAAGGCCUUCAAACAAGAGCAAGUGCUGGUUCGUCUUCGUGGUGGGGCCAUCGUUGGCGAGGGCCGAGUGGAGGUGCUGAAAAACGGAGAGUGGGGCACCAUCUGUGAUGACAACUGGAACCUGCUCUCUGCCACCGUGGUGUGUCGAGAGCUGGGCUUCGGGUCGGCCAUGGAGGCCCUGUCUGGAGGCCGCCUGGGACAAGGCAUGGGCCCGGUGCACAUGAACGAGGUGGUGUGCUCAGGAUUUGAGAAGUCCAUCACAGAGUGUUUCUUCAACAAGGAGUCUCUGGGCUGCAGCCACGAGGAGGAUGCAGCCGUCAGAUGUAACAUCCCUGCCAUGGGCUUCCAGGAGCGGCUGCGUCUGAGCGGAGGUCGUAACCUCUUCGAGGGCCGUGUGGAGGUGAUGGUGGAGAGGAACGGCUCUCUGGCGUGGGGGACGGUGUGCAGUGAGGGCUGGGGAAUCAAGGAGGCCAUGGUGGUGUGCAGACAGCUGGGCCUGGGCUUCGCCAGCAACGCUUUCCAGGAGACGUGGUAUUGGCCGGGGCAGGUGAGUGCGGACGCUGUGGCGAUGAGUGGCAUUCGCUGCUCCGGCACCGAGAUGUCCCUGUCCCAGUGUCUGCAUCACGGAGACCACCUCAGCUGCCCGAAAGGAGGGGGACGCAAUGCUGCUGGAGUCUCCUGUUCUGAGACGGCUCCCGACCUGGUGUUGAACCCUCAGGUGGUGGAGCAGACCACCUACAUGGAGGACAGGCCCAUGUUCAUGCUUCAGUGUGCGUACGAGGAGAACUGUCUGGCCUCCCCCUCCAGCCAGGCCCCGGCCAACUCCUACCGCCGCCUGCUGCGCUUCUCCUCCCAGAUCCACAAUAACGGCCAUUCGGACUUCAGGCCCAAAGCCAACAGAAACUCCUGGGUGUGGCACGACUGUCACAGGCACUAUCACAGCAUGGAGGUGUUUACACUCUAUGACCUGUUCAGCCUCAAUGGAACCAAAGUGGCUGAAGGACACAAAGCCAGUUUUUGCCUGGAGGACUCAGAGUGUGAUGAAGGUAUUGAAAAGAGGUAUGAAUGUGCUAACUUUGGAGAGCAGGGCAUCACUGUGGGCUGCUGGGACACCUACAGGCACGACAUCGACUGCCAGUGGAUCGACAUCACCGACAUCAAACCUGGAGAUUACAUUUUCCAGAUAGUGAUCAAUCCAAACUACGAAGUGGCAGAGUCAGACUACAGCAAUAACAUCAUGAAAUGCAGAUGUCGAUAUGACGGCCACCGUGUGUGGAUGUACAGCUGCCACAACGGUGGCUCAUUAAGCACUGAAACAGAACAGACGUUCCCAGGCCUCCUCAAUAACCAGGUGACCCACAGGUAAAGACAAACCAGAGGAGAGGAGGUAACCGGCCGUUCCCUCCAGCAGGGAAACCGCGUGAAGCCAUCAAACACUCUGCAUCUCCGUCAGUGGUGGCUCCCUCCUGCUCGCCCUGUCCUGGUCCAAUCAUCUUGUCCCUUCAUCCUCGUGGCAGCAGCUUUCUUUGGCCCUCCACUCUUUAUUUUAAAUAAAUAUUUGAUUCCCCCUCCUGUCCAAACAGAGGCAGCUGCAACCCAGUAACACUUCCACCCUCCCUGGUUAACUUCAAGAAGCUCUCUGUGUACCCUGUGUUUUAAAAAAAUUUAUUGAGCGAUGAAAGUGGCAGCAAUUUCUUUGUUCAGAGAUCACCCUGGAGAGUUUAGAUGUCUGUGUCAAGCCGUCUGAGAGGGAUCAUCGAUAAAUGACAGCGUUGGAAAUAAAUGCAGUUUUAUUCCACUAUUUAACAGUGCUUUGUAACUCUGAAGUCCCUUUAUAGGCAAAAUAUUUAAGAUGAAGGCAGAAUUUGACAAUUUGCUGGAGAGUUUCUGCAUUUUAAACUUGGUAAAUAAGUCCUGAAAAAAGCUAACAGCCCGCUACAAGUGCUGCCUGUGUCAGCUGUAAGAGCAAGGCUAAGAUGUUAAAGUUUCAGUGUGUAGAAUCUAGUGACAUCUAGUGGUGAAGCUGCAUGUUGCACCUGAACAACCCUCACCUGAUGUGAGUCAGACUUGCACAUUACCUUCACUGCCAGACAGGGCCGGGUCUAGACAGGCAUGUAUGAGGGGGCAGCCACAAAUCUUGAGGGGGCAUUGUGCCUAACCCUAACCCUAACCCUAUUUAGUUUGAGGGGGCACAACAUUUAUUUGAGGGGGCCAGGCCCCCUCUUGCCCCUGCCUAGACCCGGCCCUGCUGCCAGAUAAUGUAAACAGAGAGAAGCCAAAUAUUGUGAUUCAGAUUUGGAGAACUCUCUGUUCUCUUCUCCGUCACUUGGGUGAAGAUUUGCCUCCAGACAUCAUCUUGUUCUGAUAUGUUCGUAUCUAUUUCCUCUUUCUGAUAUGUAGCAAUGGUUUGUUUCGAAGCUAAUAUGGGACCUCAUGUUUCUUUUCUCCUCGUUCACUACUGUAACGAAAUGUCUAUAUUCAGAACAUUUUUGUUCAAAUGAACAUUUUAAAGCUUCCUUGUUUGCGUUACUGCAUAUUGUAAUACUGUAAGUAGCCACUAGGGGAAGAUUUACAGCAUAACGAAAUGAAGGCCUUUAUACAGACAGUCUAUCGUGAAGCCUUUAACUACAGAGAGGACUGAAACACUUAUUUUUCACCCUGGUAUUAAGUUACUAUUUUAAAGUAAUCCCUUUAUUUAGACCAGCCUUUUCUAUCAUCCUUUUUUUUUUGUGGUUUAUUUUAUCAAGUCUCAUCAGAACUGUAAUUCCCCAAAAUAACUAAGCUUUAAUGUUGAACUCGUGCUUUCAAAAAAUCACCCAAAGAGCUCAACAUGAGCAAUUCACAAUUUAGAACAACAUCCCCUUCUAUUGUUCCUUGUGCAUUGGCUUGUGCAUGUAUAGAAUGACUCCACACAGCAUCAUAAUUAGUGGAUCAUUAGCUUCACAGAAGAUUAACAUUAUUGAAUUUUGACCAGUGAAUUUUAGCUAUUAGCCUAUAACAAGCAAUCAUUUCAGUCCUGAACUUUAGAGGGACAGACUGGCGAAAAGUGUCCUAGUUUAUUAGCUUAUAUUUAACCUGCGUUUGUUGUAGUGUGAACUGCUCCAGAAAAGGAAUCGUCUGCACACGGUCUAAAUACAGGAGUCUGUUUUUCACUUUGAAGUGCCCAAGCAAAGCGAACAAGUGUUUACUGACUGUCUACUAGCAAACUUGUUAGCAGCAAAAGCUUUAUCUUUACUGUUUAAUAACAUUUUAUUGAGAAAAAAAAACACAGACGUAGAAUGCAGGGAUAAAUAAACAGAAAACUUGAGAAAUUCAGUGGGAGAUCAGAGGAUUUGUGCCAAAGGUUGGCUAACUAGGCCACCAGCUACAGCUCCGCUAGUAAUCGUCAGCAAGUUUAUCAAAUAUUUCAUGAAUAUGUGUGGAUUCUUUUUGCUGUAACCAUUUCUGAUGUGAGCCGUUGUGAUUUCACUGUUAUCGUGACUUACUUUACAGAUGAAGCAGACACAACACAGAAGAAGACAAACUCUGAACAACCCAUGUUAGCUCUCUUGCUGAUAUGCUAAUAUAAGUUUAUAUUGCAUCUUAUGUAUUGCACUGACAUGUGUGGGGGCAAUGCUACUAAGGCAUAGUGAUAUGAGGAAAAGACGAGGGAAUAUCAACAUUUUCAACCAUUUUCUCUGACAUAUUCUGGAGAAAAAACACAUUAACUUACCAUUGAAUAAAAAAAAACGUUCAUGGUCUUGAUCAUUCCUAAACACGCUGGCAAAAACGCUGCAAUGGUGAACUAGAUUGUUCGUCUUCUGGUGAGCACAGCAUGGCCCCACCUGGAGGCAGUAACGGACCUUAUAGCUUGGCUGCAUGAGAACACCAGGCAGUUUGCAGGGUAGAUGCUUUCAGCUACCAGACGUUGUAGAUCUUCAAAUACAACAAGAAAAGGCUACUUGUCCUAUUUGUGUACAAGCCAGUGGCAGCUCAGCUGUGAAACAUGUGACCUAUACCAGCAGGGCCAUUCAGAGGCUUCAAAGCUGUUUCUCCAAAGAGCCUUUUUACUGCUAAUAACCAAAACAAUAAGGAUAUAUUUAAUAUGACUUUUGCUCACUGUAGUGUGUCUGUAGUGUUUCCCUUGGCACAGUCUUGGCUCCACAUGAAGCUCAUGGGACCGUGUUACAGCAACAGGCCUUUAAAGAAGUGCAAAGAUGUCUGCCAGUUCCUCUCACUGCUUUACAUGUUCACAAAGAAUUAGAGGAGCUGAUUUCCAUCCUGUUGCUACACAGAUUCCAUCUCCUCACAACAGAGAGGACCAGCCGCAUUUCUUCAUGUUAACACAGUCAGAGCUGCAGUUUUUUUCUUUUUUCUUUUAUCACAAUUAAAAAACACUUUCUGUCAUUCAGAUAAGGUUUAUAUAAUAUUAUUACAACAUUGUACAAUAAUGUAAGUGAAUCCUAGUUUAUUAUGCUUUUUAUAAUGGUGCUAUCAAACUGGCCCUCUGUUUUCUGAGGGUGCAGUACAUGUUUGAACAGCUACAUUACGUGUACUAACGGUAUACUUGAACUGAGCGUGAUGUGCUUUGUGUUUCCAAAUAUAAUAAAGGUCAGAGUUACGGAGCAACCAA
Messenger RNA from Pleuronectes platessa (European plaice), 5691 nucleotides. RefSeq names its product lysyl oxidase-like 2b (gene loxl2b). Gene Ontology annotation, molecular function: copper ion binding; protein-lysine 6-oxidase activity. The record is from RefSeq and is a predicted model, not a curated record. Gene Ontology annotation, biological process: peptidyl-lysine oxidation; sprouting angiogenesis. Lineage: Eukaryota; Metazoa; Chordata; Actinopteri; Pleuronectiformes; Pleuronectidae. Gene Ontology annotation, cellular component: membrane. The coding region runs from base 133 to 2445 and encodes 770 amino acids. The transcript has 14 exons.